AUGUGCUCAUUCGGUUCUCGAACGGUAUCGUGCGCACUAAUGACAUCAGCAUCUUAUCAUCCGCUCAGUAAUCACCAUCCAACCGUCCCUUUUCUCAAUUCAGAUGCGUCGUCAUUUCCAAAUGCAAUUGCUCCUUUUCUUCGUCGUUCUCUCGUGCUCCGUUCACGGCCUUCUCGGCAUCGGACGUCUUCAGUCGGUCGCCGUUAGCGGAAGACUCAUUUGUGAUGGAAGACCGGCCGCCGGAGUGAAAGUCAAGCUGUACGAGAAAGAGUUUUGUGAGUUUCCCGGUCUACUACACAUCGAUCAUUGCUCCCGUUUCAGUCCUCGAUAGAAAAAUGGCAGAAGUGUACACGGAUAUGAACGGAGUGUUCCUGAUAACCGGAAGAAAACGGGAAAUCUCGACGAUUGACCCGAAAUUGAAUGUGUACCACACUUGCAACUACAUGGGACUGUGCUACAAAAAGUUCGGAAUCACCAUUCCGGACGACUACAUCACUUGGGGAAGCGUUCCUGACAGAACGUACGACGUCGGAACGCUCAACUUGGCCAACAAGUACACCGGAACGACCACCGAUUGCCUCAACUAA
Caenorhabditis sp. 36 PRJEB53466 is the source of this 587-nucleotide messenger RNA. NCBI's taxonomy places the organism in Eukaryota, Metazoa, Nematoda, Chromadorea, Rhabditida, Rhabditidae. The record is from the annotation of a GenBank genome assembly.